AACCCUCCUCAUCCUCUGUUCUCUCUCCUCAUCUUUCUUUCGUGAGUUCAUAUCCUCUGUUUCAGAAAAAAAAAAAAAAUGGCAUCAAAACGCCAGAGGAACGAAGGAGAAACAGAGGAACUAAGGGAUGGGGAAGAGCUAAAACGCCAAAAGUCAUACAACCAAAUCCUCUCCCUUUUAGAAGAAGAAGAAGAGGAAGAAAUUGAAGAUUUAUCCUCAAUCAUCACCACACUCCAACAAGAAAUCUCUUCUCCAAUAAUCCAAACAGAGGCAGAUGUUGGAAUUGCAGACUCUGUUUCUCUACAAGAUUACUCUUCUUCUUCUUCUUCUUCUUCCUCUGUAGCUAAUUCCCCUAAAUGUAUGAACAAAGAGGAAUUAGAAGAAGAGGGUGAAAGAGAGAAGGUUAUGAGACACCUUCUGGAAGCUUCGGAUGAUGAACUUGGGAUUCCAAAUGGGGAAUUUUCGGUGGGUGAAGGAGUGGAUGGAGUGGCUUUAAGUGAUGCGUUAUGGGAGUUGGAAGAUGAGGCUGCUAAUUACUACACCUUGUUUCAAUCCCAGCUUUUUAUGUAGUCUUCUUCUUCUUCUUUCUUUUUUUUUUUUAAUUAAUUAUGGAACCAUAUUGUAGGAGUAAAUUCAAUGUUAGAAGAACAAUUCAAAAAAAUGGGGGAAAAAACAGGGGAUUAUUAUAUUGAUUGGAAGAAGACUUGAAGCUCAUCAUCUCUGAUCUAAAGAAAUGGGAAGAGUACUCUGAAUUUCAAUCAUUUUAGAAUGAAAUGAACAGUUCAACAUCUCUUUCUUUUCUUUCAA
Molecule: messenger RNA, 807 nt
Organism: Benincasa hispida (wax gourd)
Lineage: Eukaryota; Viridiplantae; Streptophyta; Magnoliopsida; Cucurbitales; Cucurbitaceae
Product: suppressor SRP40-like protein
Source: RefSeq, a predicted model, not a curated record